AUGGCCGAAUCAAUCACUACCCUGAAGCAGCAGCUCAUCGACAAAUUCAUCCAGGCCAAUCCCAAGUCUAAAGCAGCUUUUGAUCGUGCUCGCAAUGCUCUGCCUGCUGGAAAUACCCGAUCUGUUCUCUGGUCGGAGCCCUUUCCUCUCACCCUCAAGUCGGGCAACGGCGCCCACGUUACCUCGGUCGAUGGGCACAAAUAUCUUGAUUUUGUAUCCGAUUUCACGGCGGGCCUCUAUGGACACUCCCAUCCGGUCAUUCAGCAGGCAGUGAAGGAAGCGCUUGCCACUGGAUUCAGUUUAGGUGGCGUCGUCGAGAAGGAGGCCCAGCUGGGAGAGAUCUUGCAGACUCGGUUCAAGAGUAUUGAGCGGGUUCGUUUCUGUAACUCCGGGACUGAGGCCAAUACAUUUGCCUUAGCCACAGCGAAGGCCUUCACUGGCCGAAGCAAGAUCUUGGUCUUUGACAGUGGUUAUCAUGGAGGAACUAUCAGUUUCCAUGGCACAAUGCAUAACCCGAUGAAUCUACCGCACCAAUUUGUCGUCGGUGCCUUUGAUGACAUUGAGCGAACACGGCCCUUGGUUGACGACACUUUGGCGGCCAUCCUAAUCGAGCCAAUGCAAAUGGCAGGAGGCGUCCGGCCGGCUUCAACCGAGUUUCUACAGUUCUUACGUGAGUCCGCCACCAAAUUCGGUGCGGUUCUUAUCUUUGACGAAGUCGUAACCUCUCGUUUACAAUACCAUGGCCUGCAGGGCGCCCGGGACGUCUAUCCGGAUAUGACCACACUGGGCAAAUACCUCGGCGGUGGAUUCUCCUUUGGUGCCUUUGGCGGACGUGCCGACAUCAUGGAGCAGUUUGACCCCAUCGCUCAAGGCAGCAGUGUACUGCAUCACAGCGGCACCUUCAACAAUAAUAUCUUUACCAUGACGGCGGCCGUAGCGGCGGCUGAGCUGGUGACGGAGCAGUCGCUGGCUGAGCUCAACAAGCUGGGCGAUGAUCUGCGCGCGACAGGCAACAGUAUUGCGCAACAAGCGGGGCUCAAGGAUGUUGUCUUCGUAGGCUACGGGAGUACAGUGGGCAUGGGCUUUCUGGGCGAUCGUGGCCCGGCCCUCCGUGAGGUGUUCUAUUUCACUCUCGUAAAGCAAGGAAUCCUGAUGGGACGACGUGGAUUCCUGUGUUUGAAUCUGGCACAUACGAAGGAGCACAUUGACCGGUUCUUGGAUGUAGUAAAGCCAGUGUCGACUUAUGGAACCGUGGUUGAGAAUGGCACCAUCGAGGAGCUCGGCUACGUGGCCGUCUACCGAAGAGUCUUUCGUUCUCUAGGAAAUAUGUGCAUGGUGGUCGCUCUGACAACUCCACUGGGUGCGAUCCUGGUCUCCGCAUUCUAUCAAAUCUCAUAUGGUGGCUACUGGGGGCUUUCCUGGGGUUGGAUUAUCCCCAAUGUCAUAUUGAUUCCCCAAGUGCUUGUCAUUGCAGAGCUCGCCUCAUCCAUGCCGGUCAAUGGCUCCUUCUACUGGUGGGCUGGUGCACUUGCGCCGCCGGGGUGGUCGCACGCCGUCUCAUUCAUCACGGGGUGGCUGAACGUGCUCACCAUGUUCGCCUCAACAGCUAGUUUUGCCUACGCUGUGGCCUCGUCGUUUUCCUAUGCGGUGACCAUUGCUGUCCCUUCGAUGGCCUGGACUAACGCUCAGAUAAUGUGCCUUUCCCUAGCUGUAAUUGUCGUCUGGAGUGGUGUGAUGGCCCUGAAAUUGGAACGCAUUGCCUCUCUGUAUAUUGCCAUGGCAAUUUUGGUCCUAAUUCAGACUAUUGUCUUCAUACUUGGUCUGCCAAUCAGCCACAAAGUCCAGAAUCGCCCAUUUGCGUCUGCAAAGACUGUCUUUGGAGAGUACACCAACUUCUCCGACUGGAGCCCGGCCGUGGCCGUUCCGUACACCUGGUUCUGUACUCUCUGGGUUAACUCGGCAUGGAUGGUCCCUGUCUAUGUCGCCGAGGAGACGCAUAAUGCUAGCAGGGAGAUCCCGAAGUCCCUGUGGUACACUUUUUCCGUCACCGCAGUCUUUGGCAUGGUCAUUUGUUUGAUUUCUGCAUUCUGCAUCAAUGACAUAGAGGCCGCCGCAACAGAUGAGAGGCAUAUUGCAGCAUUCGCUCGUGAUGGUGGGUUUCCCUGGCAUGAGCGCGUGGCCUAUGUGCAUCCCCGGCUCAACCUCCCCAUCUACUCCCUCGCCAUCCUAGGAAUCGGCACCUUUCUGGUCCUCAUAAUCGCUCUCUCCCCGGAAGCCAGCUCCAUCAUUUACUCCCUCUCCGUCGUUACUGGCCUCAUAACCUUUAUUGUGCCGGUCUUCUUCCGUAUUUUCGCCGGCGACCGAUGGGUGCCGGGCCCCUGGAAUCUCGGCCGCUGGAGUAUCCCCAUCCACUUUGCCACCGUAGUCACGCAGAUGUAUCUGGUCAUCAUGGAGUGUUUCCCAAUAGCACGGGCAUGGACUGUAGACACCUUUAAUUAUAAUUUUGCACUGACCAUCGGGGCAGUGCUGAUUUCAUGUGGGUUAUACUGGAGUGUGGGGAGGAAGAAUUAUAAGGGGCUGGAUCUGGAGGCUUUGGAAGUGUGGAGGAGGCAUCACGCUGCGUAUGUAGGGUAA
Aspergillus caelatus is the source of this 2634-nucleotide messenger RNA. Its product is annotated as pyridoxal phosphate-dependent transferase. Gene Ontology annotation, biological process: transmembrane transport. The record is from RefSeq and is a predicted model, not a curated record. Gene Ontology annotation, molecular function: transaminase activity; pyridoxal phosphate binding; transmembrane transporter activity. The transcript is spliced from 7 exons. Lineage: Eukaryota; Fungi; Ascomycota; Eurotiomycetes; Eurotiales; Aspergillaceae. Bases 1 to 2634 code for a protein of 877 amino acids. Gene Ontology annotation, cellular component: membrane.